Molecule: messenger RNA, 1539 nt
Organism: Salvia miltiorrhiza (redroot sage)
Lineage: Eukaryota; Viridiplantae; Streptophyta; Magnoliopsida; Lamiales; Lamiaceae
Exons: 4
Coding region: 516-1148 (210 amino acids)
Source: RefSeq, a predicted model, not a curated record
UAGACAUCCGGGGUGUCUUGGAUGCUCUAGGCGUUUAGAGUCAUGUUGGAAUCUUAGCUAUCCUAGAUGUCUUGGACGCUCUGGAUGGCUAGAGCCAUACUGAAAUCCUGGACGCUAGGAUGUUUGGGAUGCUCUAGACGGCCGGAGUUGUUUCGACAUGUCUGCGGUAUUUUAGAAAAGCUCGAUUCUUGUGGGUUGUUUAGAUGGUUGACAAGUGUCGCAAAUCCGAGCCCCCGUUUAUCUAUAUAAUGGGGAACUUGUCUUUCUUUUUUCACAAACACUUUGAAAGCAAUUGGAGAUCUUGGAGGGAUCAAGAGUAGAGAGAGCAUUUCUGAAGGCUUCGGGAAGGUUGGUUUGGUCAAGAUCCUCCCGUUACACUACACCUAGCUGAACGGGCUGACUGGUUCCUUAGUUUUCCUCGAGCUGAGCGUGCGUGGAGGUUUAUCUUAAGGGACGAGAACUUAAUCAAGACGUCUGUUUAGGGUCAUCUUGUCAGGUGUGAAGAAGAUCGUUGGAUGUCGAAUCUCAAAUAUCAAGUUGAUUGCACUAAUGAAAAAUCGUACAGGGGCAUUCUGGAUAGGCAGAAGCAGCAGAAGAAGAAGAAGAAGCAGGUUGUGACUUCCAGUUCUCACGAGGUUGAGACUGUAAGUGAUGAUGUGCUGCCGCUUGAUCAGGUUGUCCAGAGGCGUGGGAAGCGGACUGCUGAGUCGAACGAGCCCACUUGGACGGAUGGAUCCGUCAACUUUAGUAUUCCUGCCAAUGCGUCUGUUCACACCGGGUAUGACGCUUUGUCUGGGCAGCUCGGGCAGCUCUUGUUGGAUGAAGAUAAGGCUCGGUUGGCCAAAUUUUCUAUGCCGUCCAGGAUGGCACGCAUGGCCUGUGGUCACUCUAUGGCGGCCUAUCAGCACUCUCUGUUCAUGAUGAACGCCUUGGAGGAGGGCGAGAGGAGGGUUGCCGAGCUGGAGAGGGAGAGGUCCUCUUUUGCCUUGGAGAAAGAGAAGGCCCGGAAGGAGUGGUCCUUCUUGGAGCAUUUUCUCCGUGACCAGCUAGCUGCCAAGGAACAGGAGCUUGAAGCUGCGAGGGCCUCAGUGGCGGAGGUGAAGGCUGCUAUGGUUGCGAGGGAGGCCUUAUUUAAGGAGGAAAUGUAGGAUGCCUGUGCCGGGACUCUUGUCUGCUCCCGUGGACAGAUGGCCGAGCAGUUCCGCGCCGGGGAGACGAGCCAGUGGAAUAUUGAUGAGUGGGUGGAUGAAUACCAUCAGUACUUGGCUAUCUGUGAUGGCGCUGCGUUCGAUGGUGACGAUGGUGUUGGUGGCGAGUGAUUGCAUCGCAUUUCUUUGUGUUGUUCGGAUGUGUACGAGCGUGUUGUGCCCUUGGAUAUUUUCUGUAUGGACUUAGUAUUUUCUUAUUGUUUUCUAGUUUAGUUGUGGUCGCCUUGGAGACCAAACUAAAACAUUAUGUAUUGUUGUUUGAUGUUUUUCGGCAUUGCCGACUCGGUUGGGGGUUGUUGCCCUAAAGUAUUAUGUAGUUUGUGAUUGUGGU